Messenger RNA from Protopterus annectens (West African lungfish), 1302 nucleotides. It is a transcript of the gene VAX1, whose product is annotated as ventral anterior homeobox 1. Lineage: Eukaryota; Metazoa; Chordata; Ceratodontiformes; Protopteridae. The coding region runs from base 248 to 1201 and encodes 317 amino acids. Gene Ontology annotation, molecular function: DNA binding; DNA-binding transcription factor activity, RNA polymerase II-specific. The record is from RefSeq and is a predicted model, not a curated record. The transcript is spliced from 3 exons. Gene Ontology annotation, biological process: neuron differentiation; central nervous system development; regulation of DNA-templated transcription.
UGUGUGUGUGUGUGUGUGUGUGUUUGUGUGUAUGUCUGUUUCUGUCUAUGUGUGUGUGUAAUAAGGCAGGGACAUUAAAUCACUUUAGAGUUGCACUGUUAAGUCCCAUGAUCAUUGGGCAAGGGAAGCUGGACAACCAGACUAGAGAAGAUCUCUGCCAGCCUCCAGACCUCACCUCUGAUUGCAUUUCACUUCAAAGCUAAUCCAGUUCAUAUUACAUUCUACACUAUCCCAUCCUAUACACUACAUGCUGGAGAAACUGACCACAAUGGACUUUCAGUGCAAUCCAGAAAAUGAAACCACGCGGCUGAUAAAGAACGGACCAAAGGAGUGCAAACAACAGGGCAAGGAUCCACAAGGAAGUCGCUCGAGCUCCUUCCUGAAGGAGCAGCAAGGGACUUUUCCUAUGUCUGACUCUUCAGAUGACUGCAAUAAAUCUAAAUCUGGUUGCAAUGACCCUGACUAUUGUAGAAGAAUUCUUGUCAGAGAUGCCAAAGGUUCUAUUAGAGAAAUUAUUUUGCCUAAAGGAUUAGACCUGGAUAGGCCUAAGAGGACAAGAACAUCAUUUACAGCAGAACAGUUGUACCGACUAGAAAUGGAGUUCCAAAGAUGUCAAUAUGUGGUUGGAAGAGAGCGAACAGAAUUAGCUAGACAAUUGAAUCUCUCUGAAACUCAGGUAAAAGUAUGGUUUCAAAACAGACGCACCAAACAAAAAAAGGACCAAGGCAAAGACUCAGAACUGCGGUCAGUAGUCUCAGAAACAGCAGCUACUUGUAGUGUCCUAAGACUUCUUGAACAAGGUCGAUUGCUUUCUCCACCUGGCUUACCAGGACUUCUACCAUCUUGUGCUACCACAGCUCUGGGAUCAGCACUUCGAGCUCCAGCUAUUGGUAUUGGAACAACAGGCAGUAAUAGCACAGUUUCAGGGACCACUGGAAAUGCCUCAUUACCAUCUGUGACUAGCUCAGCAGCUCCACCUGUGGCUCUCCAUAGUACUGCACCCGGCCACAGCCUCUUCACCCUUCCAGUCCCUUCCCUUCUUGGAUCAGUGGCAAGUCGGCUGUCAUCUAAUCCAUUAUCAAUGGCUGGCUCACUAGCAGGAAACCUGCAAGAACUGUCUGCUAGAUAUUUAAGCUCUUCUGCAUUUGAACCAUACUCCAGGACCUCAAAAGAAAUAAUGGACAAAAAAGUUAUGGACUGAUUUCUGAGUUUUUCCUAUGUAUGAACUUAUAUAAAUAAAACUUAGUAUUGUGUGUGUGUGUGUGUGUGUGUGUGUGUGUGUGUGUGUGUGUGUGUGUGUGU